Molecule: messenger RNA, 4570 nt
Organism: Zootermopsis nevadensis
Lineage: Eukaryota; Metazoa; Arthropoda; Insecta; Blattodea; Termopsidae
Product: TLC domain-containing protein 3A
Biological process (GO): lipid homeostasis
Cellular component (GO): endoplasmic reticulum; membrane
Source: RefSeq, a predicted model, not a curated record
UAACGGCACAGUACACUCUCCGUUUGUAAAGUACUCAUCGGUUAAAGUUGCACAUCUGUAUGUACAUUGCAGAUAACGCGACUGGAAAUCCCUGAUGGAGGUCGUCGAGUAUGCGUGAUGUAGCUGGAGUGGAGUGCAAAAUGGUUGGAAGCAGAGAAUAAGUUAUAAUUGCUUUUAGAAUUCAUUCGCAUAAUGGUCUAAUCAAUAUAACCAAACACUACAGGCUCUUUGAAACAUGGGGCGCAUUCCCUACCUCGGAAAGGGCAGCGAGCGUCGAAGUUCAAUGGUUACGUCUGCUUCUCUGCUUUUGAUGUCGGUGUUUGGUUCAAUUGGAAUGGCAACCGGGUCUGUGUUACUUUUGGGACCUGAAGAUCGCAUCUCAUUGACCCGUGGAGCCUGGCUGUCUCUUUUGGGUUUAAUAUUUUUUGUGUCACUGUUUGACCUCCUCAAUCACGUUGCUUUAAGCACGUCAGUGGGUCAUAUGUUCCAAAAGAAGUAUGAACUCACACUGGCAGAAGUCAUGGAUAUAUCUAACAAGACUGUAUCAGCCGUGCAGGCAUUGCUGUCCUGUGUGACGGGCACAAUUGUCUGCAUCUGGUCAUGUACUCGCAACUUCCUUCGCUCCUCGCAUUUCCUGUCGGAAGCAUAUGCCUGGUUUGGUGCCGCUUACUUCUUUUACGACAUCUGGUCCAUGUACCGAGUGCACAGAAGCCAUGACGUGAAUGAUCGCGGUUGUCGCUUGGCUCGUCUCAAGGAUUACCUCACCAAACAGCCAGUCAUUGUGCUUCAUCACCUAUUCAUCGGUUCCUUUGGAUUGUUAGUCAUAGUGUACCUACGGGGCGGUUUGGGUGACUGUGUGUUUGGGUUUGUAUACCUCAUGGAGUUGAGCACCCCAUUCGUUUCAUUCCGUGGAAUCCUCAGCAAGUUGAAAAUGAAAUCAUCACAACUGUAUAUCAUCAAUGGCCUGGUGAUGCUAGUCACAUUUUUCUUCUGUCGUGUGGUGAUGUUCCCCUACGUCUUCUACCUGUACAGCCAGCUUGUUGGAUUGUCAUAUUGGGAGGCCCUGUGGUCACUGCCAAUUGGAUGCAAGCUCGGUGUCAGUGUACUCUUAUUGCCACAGUUUUAUUGGUUCAGCUUGAUGCUAUAUGGAGCCGUACGCGUGUUUGCCCGUCGCAGACGCCCCACCGCGAUCAUGAAGCGCACACGACUGAGCUGAUCAGGUUGGUGAGGGCGCAGGGGUACAGAAGAGCAUCAGCAAAGUCAAUUAUCUUGUACCUUAUUAGUUCCUGAUUACAUUUUGCUUUAAUGAACUGUUUCAUCAGAAGAAACAAUUUAAGACAGUCGUAAGAACUUUGCCUUGUUUGCAAAGCAAGCAUCUUACAGUCAUUAUGCCACGUCAAAGUGGUUUGUGUAGGCUUCAGUAUUAUUUUUGCAGUUCAUAAUAAAGACAGGGUUGAGAAUGUCUGUGCUGCUAUUGUAAUGUUUUGUUGUUGGGUUACAUUCAAACAAACUGGGACAAUCACGUAGCGUUGAUGUGCUGGGUCGCACUUAUGGCUUCCAGCCUUUUGAGCUUCCUUCUUCCAGUCAAAACAGAAUUAUGAUAGACUAAAUAAUAAAGUUUUGCGAGGAAACAAUCAAUAUUGCCUGUACCAUUAGCGAAGUUCUAGUCAUUUUGAGGGCACCGCUUGUCAUCACAAUUGUGCGGUAUAAACCGUGACAUUCCGAGGUGCACGUGUUUUGAAUCCGUGUUUGGGGUGACCAUCUGCUACUUUUCUGAUUUGUUUCGUCUGUGAUUCAAAAAUUGCUGAUUCUCCUCCUCACGCAAGGAAGGCAGUUAAUGCAGAUAGGCUACGUGCAAUUAACACAAAGUUAUUUCAUUUCAGCUUAAGAAUUAAGGUUGUAUUUCUGUAAAUCAGCUUUUGAAUAGUGUUCAUAUUCUCAGAAGUCAUCAGUGAACAGGAAGAUUCACACAUUACUGCAUGUUGUGCUGUAGUACUUCUUGUCUUGUGAGAGAAUGUUAAUGAUUUUCUUGACAAAGAUGUGAACUAAGAAUUACCUGUAAUUUCAACUUCAGUAAAUUUCGUGAAUAGUCCGUGAGGGGCUGAGAAUAUAAAUUACUCUUUACUGUAAUUCAAAAGUUUGAGUUGUGAUGAGAGGACACGUAGGUAUGUUAUAGAGAGAGCUUUGAAUUUUGUUAGCAUGUGCAACAGUAAUCCAUAUGAAAAUUACACAUAACGUUCAGAAAGUAGGUAGAUUUCAAAUACUGUCACAGGUAAACUUAUGCUGUAAAUAUAAACUUGACUAUUGUUAACAUUACUUUUUCAGCUGUACUUGUGGCAUUAAUGGGUCAAACAGUACCUUUAUAGCAAAGAGAAUGUAAAAAGAGGAAAAUUAUGAGUGUUAUUGUGGUAGUUGGAACAAAUGGCAAUUUAAUGUAUGGCUUGUCUGUCUUAUCAAAAUACAUUGAUGCUGAUGGAGGAGGAGUAGCAAGACAAUUGCCCCUUGUUUUGCAGAACCGGACAUGUAAUGGAUUGCCCACACAAGAGCUUCCACUUUUGUUCUUCCGUUGAAAUGUAAAUGCUUCUCAUAAAAGACUUGUACGUUUUAGAUCUGAUUAUGACAUAGAAGGUUUCCUUUGCAGUGUCAAUGCAAGGAAAUUGCUGUAACGAUAUGAUGUCAUGGCCCAUACAGUUAAAACGGUACGUAAUCAUUAUCCCGCAUUCUUCCGUACGCCUUUUUUUAUAGGCAUUGUUCAGAAUCUUCUUCCUUACGCAAAUAGCAUAAAUAAUGUGCUCUGCAUGAACAAAGGCAAGUCAGUUUUCUAGUCACUACAUGUAGUGAUGUUACAGAAUUUAAUGAAAGUACAAUUAUGCGGAGCUUUGGUACUAAAUUAGGUAGAACUUAGGAGAGGAUAUAUCAUGUUAUUUUUUGUGAGAAUAGCAUGAUGCUGCAAACCAGUUGAAAAGGUUUGUCCAAAGGGCUAAAGUGGCAUUGUCUUUUUCAGUAUACACUACAUGGGUGUGGUAAACAAACUAAAAUUUAUAGGAAGAUUUUAGAUAGAUCUGAAGAAAAAAUUGUGAAUGAAGUUGUUUUGUGUAUUUUGAGGUACAAAUGUCAGAAUGUAUACAGUAUACAAACAGUUGGAACAGCUGCAGUUGGUCACCCUGCUCAUACAUUAGAAAGCAGCAAACUUGUCAGUUUUAGUUUAGGUUUAUGUCACUUAGUAGCGCCAUUGUAUUUAUUAGAGGUUUGUGUCUCCAUGUUGUGUUUGUUUGUUUGUCGAGGCAUGUCUCUAUAGUGGAUUCCCCAUCUUGUAAUACUUGUAACUGGGUAAGCAAGAUUUUAUUGGUGAAAGGAAGAUUCAGUUGCAGUUCCAGAUAAAAUACUAACACAAGUGGUCUAUAGUGAGUUGAAAUAUUUUUGAUUGUGAGAAAGGAAACAGCACUUUGAGAAUUAGAAGCUUUUCUUCUCCUGGAAGUGAUAAAGGUUUUUGUUCAGGCACUCUCUCAUCCACACCUGCUUCCCGUAACCAUUCAAAAGUUAUUCAUAAUUACCAGCCUGUGUGGUUUUUAAUCAGCACUAGCUGAAUGUCAAGUACAUUUUGAAAAUAAUUUUUUGCCAGUUUUAGCAACAAUUUUGUAUCCUGUUUAAGCACAUUCUAUUAAAGAAAGUGUAAAUAUGUCUAUUUUAUUUGCUAAUAGAAGGCAGCUACAUGAUAAUUUUCUAUUACCUAUGAUAAUUGUUAAGAGCCUUGCCUGUUUUCUGUUGAUUUACAUCUGACAUCUGGAGAUGGUUGUGAUAUAUUUUAAUCAUCUGCAAAGGACUAACAAUGCAUUCUACUUGUUUUAUACUUGACAUACAGUUAUGCUGAAAUGCACAUGUGGAAAUUGUAUGGAACUGCAGCCCACAAAUGAGUCACUCGCAGAUAUGUGUUAAUGUGUUUGUGUCUAGGUGGCUGUUUCAUGUAGAACAAAACAAACAUGUUUUCAGAUGUUCCUAUACAAAGCUAUUUAUUGCUGUGCUAUAAUAAACAGUCAAGGUGUACUUUAAAAGAAACUCCUGUUGUACCAACAAAUAGUGCUUGAAAUGUUAUCACAGAACUAAUAUUGUUAUUUACAUUAUUUUAAAAAAAUUUAUGGAAGUGGCCCAAGGGUAUGGCUAUCUGCAGGUCAGUGGAUGGGACUUACAGGUUAGGUCUUGGGCCUUACACUUUGUCCACUAGUCAGAUCAAGUCAUAAAUGGAAUGUUUUCCUUUGUAAUCCACAGUACAUCAAGUUAGAAACCGAAUACUUAAGAGAAAUUAGGAAGGUAACUAACUACAUCUCUCAUACAAUGUACUGUACAAAUCAAAUGAUGUAUCUUUUGUACAAGAUGUGAUCUACGCAGAUUUGUGUUGUAAUCACACUCAUCUGUGUUCUGUGGAAUAGACUGAGACAGAAUCGCGUACAUUUCUUUUUAUGUGAACAUGCAUUUUAAGGUUGUUUGUUUUAUUUAGCGUGGACAGAAUGGUGUAUCCUUCCAAUUCUUUACAGCUAUAACAAUAAAAAUUGUUCCAACAUUGUGAAGAUUA